GGGGAAGCAGGCAACAGACCAUUGCUCCAUCCCUCGGCUCCGGCUGGCACCAAGUGCCCCCGGCUAUUUGUGUCCCACACACAAAUAAAACCCUUCCCAGGAACGCUUUCCGCGCCAUCCCCCAAGGGGAGGCAGGCAACGGACCAUGUCCCGGGCCCAGGAUUCGACUUCCACAAACGAAACGCUCCCCGCGCUAUCCCCCAAGGGGAAGCAGGCAACAGACCAUGUCUCGGGCUGAGGGGACGACUUUCAAAACCGAGGCGCUUUCCGUGCUAUCUCCCAAGGGGAAGCAGGCAACAGACGAUGUCUCGGGCCGAGGAAACGACCCUCAAACCCUUCGGGAUAUCGGAAGGUCAUUCCCGAAGGGGGAGCCAACGGUUUAUUCCGUUGGCUCCCAUAUAGGCCAAGCCUUCCCUAGAAACCAAGUUUCUAGAUGCCUCUCCUACACCAUCUAAAAAAAAAAAAAAAAAGAAAAAAAAAGAUGCGUAGGGGGGAAGGAACUCCCCGGAUACUAUUCUCCCC
Cuscuta epithymum is the source of this 522-nucleotide messenger RNA. The record is from the annotation of a GenBank genome assembly. Lineage: Eukaryota; Viridiplantae; Streptophyta; Magnoliopsida; Solanales; Convolvulaceae.